CCAAUCCCGGCGACCCGGCCCGGUCCCAUUCAUAUCCUCCGACGACGCGCGGCCGCGCGGGCACCACCCACCGCCACCCAGAUGCGCAGCCGACCCGCCAGGAUGGCAGCGGGGCCCACCCCAUCCGCCGCGGCGGCGUCGUUCCGGCCGCCGAUCCCGCCGCCGCCGCCGUGCUUCAACUACCGGGCGGCCGUGCUCGCCGACACGCGCGCCGCCGCCGCCGCCGCGGGUGACCCCGCGCUGGCGGGGCUGGUGGAGUCCGGCGCGCUCGUGCGCGUCCCGCGUCGGCGGUUCGGCCCGGUCCCGGCGUGGCGCCCGCCGGACUUCGUGGAGCCCGACGAGGUGUGGAUCCUCGGCACCUCGCACCUCUCCCCGGACUCCGUCGCCGACGUCGAGCGCGUCCUCCGCGCCGUCCAACCCGACAACGUCGUCGUCGAGCUCUGCCGGAGCAGAGCUGGAAUCAUGUACGUGUCCAGUGAUUCUUCCGACGAGCCGCUCUUGAAGUCUAACAUGUUCUCUCUCGGUGGCUCCAAGUUCUUCGGUGCAGUCAACAGAAGCAUCAACCUGGGUGGGCAGAGCGCCUUUGCUCUGCGUCUGCUCCUCGCUGUUUUUUCUUCUAAAAUUUCUUCCAGUGCGAACCGGCCGUUUGGAGAAGAGUUCCGGGCAGCUAGGAGGGUGUCUGAAGACAUUGGAGCUCAGCUUGUUCUUGGCGAUCGCCCGAUUGAAAUAACUCUUGAACGAGCAUGGAAAUCCCUCACCUGGGAUCAAAAGACAAAGCUACUCAUCUCACUGUUCCGUGGGAUUGCUUCGACGACUGACACGCCAGAUGAGAAAACUGCCGUCAGCCCAUAUGAGUUGUAUGAGAAACUUAGCACAUCUUAUCCUGCACUGCUGCAGCCUCUCAUACACGAACGCGACAUGUUCCUUGCAUGGUCGCUGAAGCGGAGCAAGGCUGUGAACAAGAGCAAAACUGUUGUCGGAGUUGUAGGGAAGGGGCACAUUAAUGGCAUUGUGUACGCGCUGAUCUCUGAUCAAGGGGAUUUGAGAUUCCGAGACCUUGUUGGUAGAGCAUCAUCUGAUACAUGGGUUAGCUCACUCAUCAAGGGUCUGGUAAGGGACACUGUAAUAGGAUUGGUCCUCUGGGCUUUGUAUGAACAGUUGCAGGCUGUGCUAUAGAUGGUUCAGACUUCCACAAGGCACACAAACUCACAGUACAGCACUGAACUUUUUACUAGCUGAAACUGAAACUCCCCAUUCUUCACAAAGUCGAUGACUUGAUCGAAGUACCUCUAGAUUGAAGCCAUUGAUCUGUCAAGUGCAGCUAUCUUCUGAAUAUAUCUACACAAGAGAACAAAACACUGCCUAUAUUUUUUUCUUCUACUUUCUUUGCCAUUUCAUAUUUGGGCAAAACAACAAAGAUGCAUUUUGUGCUUUAGCACCCUGUCACCCUUGUUAAAUAUGCCGGCAGAAAACCAAUAAUUUUUUUUAGAAAAUUCUGAUGGAAUUUCCUCUGAAAUCUGAAUGACCAGAACUUGUCGAA
Messenger RNA from Sorghum bicolor (sorghum), 1540 nucleotides. Its product is annotated as traB domain-containing protein. Lineage: Eukaryota; Viridiplantae; Streptophyta; Magnoliopsida; Poales; Poaceae. The transcript is spliced from 7 exons. The coding region runs from base 82 to 1176 and encodes 364 amino acids. The record is from RefSeq and is a predicted model, not a curated record.